This is a messenger RNA of Carlito syrichta (Philippine tarsier), 1514 nucleotides long. RefSeq names its product zinc finger protein 366 (gene ZNF366). The transcript has 4 exons. The coding region runs from base 1 to 1155 and encodes 384 amino acids. The record is from RefSeq and is a predicted model, not a curated record. Lineage: Eukaryota; Metazoa; Chordata; Mammalia; Primates; Tarsiidae. Gene Ontology annotation, cellular component: nucleus.
AUGAGGAAAGAGGAAGGAAACAGCCGGGGGUUACGCUGCUGCGUCCCUGCCCUGAAGCAUCCCUCGAAUGCUGUUUCUAGAAACUUCAUCCCAGGCACUGGCGCGAGUGUGUCGUCGGUCCCUCGGGCCGCUCUGGGCCGGGGGCAUGCACUCCUUGUGGAUUUUUGUGACAGAAAGAAAAACGAAGCCUGGACCCCGAGGAAGGCAUGCUGCCUGUCCACCACCGCUUUUCUAACUCUUGCCUCCCCGCAGGGCGUGAAGGAGCACAAGUGUGGGAUUUGCGGGCGGGAGUUCACCCUGCUGGCCAACAUGAAGCGCCACGUGCUGAUCCACACCAACAUCCGUGCCUACCAGUGCCACCUCUGCUACAAGAGCUUCGUGCAGAAGCAGACCCUCAAGGCGCACAUGAUCGUCCACUCUGAUGUGAAGCCUUUCAAAUGCAAGCUGUGUGGGAAGGAGUUCAACCGCAUGCACAACCUGAUGGGCCACAUGCACCUGCACUCAGACAGCAAACCCUUCAAGUGCCUCUACUGCCCAAGCAAAUUCACCCUGAAGGGGAACCUGACACGUCAUAUGAAAGUCAAGCAUGGAGUCAUGGAGCGGGGCCUUCAUUCUCAAGGUUUGGGAAGAGGCAGAAUGGCUCUCACGCAGACCGGCAUCCUCAGGAGUCUGGAGCAGGAGGAACCCUUUGACCUCUCUCAGAAGCGCCGGGCCAAUGGGCCCGGGUUCCAGUCGGAUGGGGAGAGCGCCAGGGGAAGCCCCUGCCAUGAGGAGGAGGAUGAGGACAACUGCUGUGAGGUGGAGCCCUGUAGCCCCAGCCCGGCCCCCCAGAACCAGCCGCUCUGCGCACCCCAGGAUCUGUCUGCCAAGCCCGAGCAAGCUCCCGGGGUGCUGGGGGAGGCCUGCAAAGAGGAAGAGGAGGAGCACAUGUCCAAAGGCGAAUGGGCUGAGAGGCGCAAAGGCGACCUUGGGGCGGAGGGCGGCCAGGAGAGAGGUUGUGCUGGCAGAGAUGAGCGUCUCAGCCUCAGGGCUUUGCAGAGCUCCCGGCGGGGCCCCUCUUUUUCUGAUUACUUGUACUUCAAGCACAGAGAUGGGAGUUUAAAAGAAUUACUGGAGGGGAAAAUGGAAAAACAAGCAGUGCUUUUAGGUAUCUAAGUGGACAGUUUCAAAAUCACAUUUGGAAAAUGAGGACGAGGCCGUUCCAGUAUAGCUUUCUGCAUGAACUGUCAUUUGCUGAGGACUGGUGGGUGGUGCCAGUCUCCACAGAUGGCUCGGAUUAAGUGAGCAGGGACCAUCAUAGGGGAUGUAAAUGCUUCUCAGGUUAUUCACGGGGCCCUUGAUACUUUUCACACAUGUGCGGGGUCUUCUUCUGUGUUAUUUUAUGCAUUGCCAGUGUCAUAAACUGUGCAUACUCUUCUAGAUAGCUAACUGUAAGCUGGUGCUGAGGUGCUUAAAAAUUCUAUUUUCCUUGGACUAAUAGGCCAUACAUGGUAAAUUUCUACUUGCAAAAAUAU